This is a messenger RNA of Aspergillus calidoustus, 1359 nucleotides long. NCBI's taxonomy places the organism in Eukaryota, Fungi, Ascomycota, Eurotiomycetes, Eurotiales, Aspergillaceae. The record is from the annotation of a GenBank genome assembly.
AUGGACCGAACAAUCGCGCCUGAGGCAUCCGGGAAUCCGUUCUCGACACCGAUCGCAUCCAUUUACUCCAACCUUCCAGGCUCGACAUCGUCUUCUGAGCGACAAGGUCCAACCGGUACACUGCGCGUGCGACGACGGUUUCGAAGUUCCCGCCUAGUUGGAGAAUUCGAAAAGCCCUGGCUCAAGGAUGGAAAGCGGAUCCUUGAUUGGGACCGUGUCAUCUUUUACACUGGUGUUCUAAUUGCCUUGGCCGUCUCAGGGUAUCUCUGCUACGACUCUGUCGCCAAAGUGCCAAAACACGAGUACUGUUUAGUCCUGGACGAAGACUUUGCCACUCUGGACAAAAACGUCUGGAGCCAUGAAGUUCAGCUGAACGGAUACGGAACCGGCGCCUUCGACUGGACGACCGAUGAUCCCCACAACUCGUACGUCGACGCCCAAGGCCUGCACAUCGUUCCGACCCUGACCCUCGACACGACGGACAUUACCCCGGGCCAGAUGAUGGAUGGAUACGUCCUCAACCUGACGCGCGACGGCACCUGCACGACCAAAGACCAGCGUCUCUCUGACCUCUCGCAGAUCUCCCGCUGUGCCGUGCGGAGCAACUCCACCUCUGGCCAAAUCAUCAAUCCCGUGCGAUCGGCGCGUCUGACAACGGCGGGAAAGAAGACGAUCAAGUACGGUCGUGUGGAAGUGGUUGCAAAACUGCCAAAGGGUGACUGGCUUUGGCCUGCGAUUUGGAUGAUGCCCCAAGACAACGUAUACGGCGAAUGGCCGGCAAGUGGCGAAAUCGACAUCGCCGAAAGCCGCGGCAACGACGCGGAGAGCUACCCACUGGGCAACAACAUCGUGGGCAGCGCCAUGCACUGGGGCACCGUGUACACGAACGACGCAUACAAACUCAGCCAGGGCGAAUGGGGCGCGCAGCGCACCAAGUACCCGGACGGGUUCCACACGUUUGGGCUGGAGUGGUCGGAGGAUUACCUGUUCACGUGGCUGGACGGGCGCCUGCGGCAAGUGCUCUAUUUCGACUUUCGCAAGAACAAGAACAUGUGGAACUAUGGCAAGUUUGCCAGUAUGAAUGUCAACGGGUCCGCGCCCGAGGACCCUUGGUCCCACACCGGGAGGAGGAAUACACCCUUUGAUCAGCCGUUUUAUCUUGUGUUGAAUGUGGCCGUGGGGGCGACGAAUGGGUAUUUCCCCGACGAGGUGGGUAACAAGCCGUGGACGGAUGAUAGCAAGACGCCGAUGCGAGACUUUUGGCUGGGAAACGCGACCUGGCGAUCGAGCUGGGGGGAGCCGGACACACGCGGGAUGGUCGUCAAGUCGGUGCGCAUGUGGCAAGAGGGGGCCUGCUAG